CUAAUGUUCAACUACAAUUGGCCCCCGGGCAGUGGAGGCUCCGCUCCGACGGACACUUGCAUAGAAGAACUGUAGUAUAUUUGAACUUGUCAUUUUCAUCACUUUCUCCAUAACAUUCCAACGUCAUCGUGAGCUAUUCAAAUGAAUGGAAAAAAAGCAAGUUCGAAUCCUGGCAGAUGUACCGCUAAGAGCUUCCAGUCUCGUAUCCAAGUUCCCCACUCUGGGAGAGUUUGUCAGCAUGAUUAUUGAUCCGAUCCAAUUCCCCGGAAUCUCUGGCAGACCUCCGAAAUUUGGGCGCCCGCCGAAUCCGUGAUGAACUAAGAACGACCACUCUCUCUUCCUCCUUCAUGGCCGUUCCUGGCUCUGCUGGUUCUGGCUCCCCAUUCACAACUGAUCUCCCUUCGAGGAGUCCUGUUUUCACUCCCAUCGGAUGAGCCUGUCUGGAUUGUGAUUUUCUCUUUUUUCCUCCAUUGCAUGACUUCAGAAUGCCCCGCGCGGGUUGAUGCAGCUUUGGAGGCCCCGCCGUCCUCAAUGGAGACCAACACUGUCAUCGUCGGCAAUGGGCCGUCGGCCAUGAUCCUGUCAUACAUUCUACAUGGCCACAUUCCGUUUUACUCGCGGAACCCUCCGCAUCCAGAUUCUCUGCUCGAUUCCAAGUUGAAAGACAUUCCUGAUCUGCUGAACGCCAACGUGGACGCGCUUACCGCGCAUUUUGCGGCUUCUCGGUUGUCCUACUCCACCCAGGCUCUACCAGUGAAUGUCCUGUUGGACACUCUGGUGCGACCGAGUGUCGAUGUGGAUGAAUCAGGCAACACGACAAAUAUUGAGUGGCGCCAUGUGCCUGAAAAGGCCAUCUCCCACCUCGUAUUCGGCGAUGCGCCUCGGCCGGGGGUCAAUGGUCAGAGGAUCCCCACGGGGCGAGCUGGGACAUUCAGACUUUGA
Molecule: messenger RNA, 942 nt
Organism: Penicillium subrubescens
Lineage: Eukaryota; Fungi; Ascomycota; Eurotiomycetes; Eurotiales; Aspergillaceae
Exons: 2
Coding region: 475-942 (155 amino acids)
Source: RefSeq, a predicted model, not a curated record